This is a messenger RNA of Penaeus chinensis, 1485 nucleotides long. RefSeq names its product caskin-2-like. The coding region runs from base 502 to 1485 and encodes 327 amino acids. The transcript has 4 exons. The record is from RefSeq and is a predicted model, not a curated record. NCBI's taxonomy places the organism in Eukaryota, Metazoa, Arthropoda, Malacostraca, Decapoda, Penaeidae.
GCAUAAAGGCCCUUGCACUCGAGAACUUGUACUGCGUAUUCUGCUAGUUGUACUGAUCCCGCGGAGAAUAUAUCAGUGUGGAUUUCCCUAUUUGAUACUCGAGCUUCCCUGUGGAGGUACAAACCAACAACUUUCCGAUCCUAUAUGAUUCGAGGGAGACACCAAUAAAGAAACGGCAGCUGUUACAAAACCAAGUGACUCCUGCUGCGCGUGGCAGCGCCCAAGGGCCGAGGGGCGCCCGUUCCCUGUUUCGCAGCCGAUUCCUUCGGCGUUCCAGCGGAGGCUUCGAAGUCGGGAUCCCAAGCGCCAGACCCCUACAUCCUUUUCCCGAGGGAAGCCGCACGUCGCGCCAUCAUCGACGAAAUCAGCACUACACCGACCAGCGUGCAGUGGAGGCGAGAACGCCGACGGGGAGCCUCGUAGUUCCGCCCCAUGAGAGGAAGCCCCACGGGAGCCGCCCCGAGCACAGUGACGACGUCACUGCUGUAGUCCCGCGGGACGAUGGUCGCCACGCCCAGCCCCGCCUUCGCACGGGCUCUCCUCGCCCCACUUCUGCUAUUGCUCUUCUCAGGGAACUCGACCCUCGAGGCGCUCCCUGACGCGGGUCUGCCGCAGGAGGCCAGCCAGGGCAGCCGCAUCAUCCCGCCGUUUUCUCCAUCUCUGGAACGCGCGCGCUCCCUGGGCUCGUCCCCCGUCACGCCGCAGGGGAGAGGCAACAGUGCUUCGCCGGAGAAUCCGCCAAGAAGCCCCUCCCCGGGCACGAGGGAUGGCGCGGAGGCACCCCAGGGCAGACCAGGGGAUGACGCCGGGGCACUGGCACCGUACGGUAAAGGGCUGGGCAGCGACGAGGGCCGGCGCCGGGGAGACGAGGACGUGCCCCCACUGAGCGAGCUGCCCCUCGACGACGACGACGCGGAGCCUGACUGCCCUCCCUCGCUGCCGGAGGGCUACAUCACCUGGAGGAGAGACAGCAGACUGGUCACAGCGACUCUCCCGCAUAUGGUCCCAAGAUCGUGUUUGCCGCCCCUCAAGUGCAGCGUGUCUACAACCGUCCACCGGCGAGUAUUCCUGCAGGACGGAGACACCUUGGAGGUCAUCCUCCAGGCGCCUCCGGACUAUACCCCGCCCACAUCCUCGGAGUACGUCCCUCAACCAACGCCCACCCCGCCCACGCCAGCACCAGUCACAACACCCGUCGCUACAACAAUAGCAGCAGCAUCAACAGCAACAACAACAAUAGCAACUACAACAACAACAACAACGACAACAACAACAGAGAUCGAUACAAAUGAAUGUGUGAAGAGGUUCCAGUUGCGAUCAUCAGCUGCGGUGCGCCUGAUGAGAGUUGUUUUCAAACUUGGGACCGAUGCGAUUAACGUCUCUAUUGUCCGUAGAGUAAACAAAGAAGACUGCUCUUCUUCGGAACAUUUUAUUGCCACUGCAAAGGUUGUGUUGCUGGAGGGGAGCAGCAAGAUUCUGCAGUAA